AUGCUUUCCACGCGCCCGCCGUCCCUUCUCAAGCGUUUGUGGCUCAGCACGCUUCGACCGGCUACCGUCUCUAUGAGCGCCGGCACUCAGGCUCAGUCAGCUUCGACUGCCGCGAAGUCGGCGAUUCGUAUCCCUGGUCCUGUCGAGACCAGCAUGCAGCAGAAGCUCAUGGAGGCUUUCAAGCCGCAGCUGAUCCGCAUCUCGAAUGACUCCUCCAAGCACUCCCACCACGCCCCCAUGAAGGCCAUUGGUGGAGGCAGCGGCGAGACCCACUUUGCCGUGGCUAUCGUCUCCUCUGAGUUCGCUGGUAAAACCCAGAUUGCCCGUCACCGCCUGGUGAAUUCGUUGCUUAAGGAUGAGUUCGACAACAUGGGCCUGCACGCUCUCAGCCUGCGGCUCAAGACCCCCGAGGAGUGGGAGGGCGAGAUUGCGAAAGCACAGGCGCAGUGA
This is a messenger RNA of Trichosporon asahii var. asahii CBS 2479, 450 nucleotides long. RefSeq lists its product as uncharacterized. Lineage: Eukaryota; Fungi; Basidiomycota; Tremellomycetes; Trichosporonales; Trichosporonaceae. The record is from RefSeq and is a predicted model, not a curated record. Bases 1 to 450 code for a protein of 149 amino acids. The transcript is spliced from 3 exons.